UUCCCGAGUUUCGGUGUUGCAUCCUCAGUCCCCCUUUGUCUCUCUUUCAGUCAACUAACAUUCCCCAGCGUGUCACCGGAGCCGAGGUUCCUACUCCUUACGCCGCAGGUCUUGAGGCCCUUUCAUUCCCCGACGAGCACGUAAUCGAGAAGAAGAUCGUCCAACUUCUCCGUUUGUAAGUGGGGUAGGAAAAAAGGAAAUCAUGUAAUUCUCGAACAGGAGGUUUUCCGCACAAAAGAAAACGUAAUGUCUUUUUCAGUGCUAUGCUGUUCCGAAUGAUUUCUUUUCUGCCUGUAGUAUGUGGUUGUGGUGUGGUGUGGUGUGGUAUGUGCGGUGUUGAUCUGGUUGAGGAUAUCUACUGUUGCUGUAACUGGUGUUUUUGUUUGUUUUGUUUGGGCUUCCCAUGGGUGAUUUUCAUUUUCGUUCCUGGUUUCUGUCUUUAUUUUUGGCGGUCGAUCGAUCGGUUGUGCUGGGAUGUGUUUUUGUAGAGUAACCCACAAUUAUAGAGGCGGGAGGAGGAAGAAGAAGGACGGUCCUGUUCUGUUCUGUUCUGUUGUGAAAGGUGUUGUUUUUGUUGUGGAAGAGGAAAAAAGAAAACACAUGCCGGCAAGAAACAAAGCGGAGAAAAGUUCAAAUUUAUUCAUGUCACUGGCAGGCCGACUGGAUUUCUCGGCCCUCGGUCGGAAGGUAACUACGCUCCAAAACCAACAUGGG
Tricharina praecox is the source of this 714-nucleotide messenger RNA. RefSeq lists its product as uncharacterized. Bases 264 to 488 code for a protein of 74 amino acids. NCBI's taxonomy places the organism in Eukaryota, Fungi, Ascomycota, Pezizomycetes, Pezizales, Pyronemataceae. The record is from RefSeq and is a predicted model, not a curated record. The transcript is spliced from 2 exons.